Messenger RNA from Nyctereutes procyonoides (raccoon dog), 1865 nucleotides. It is a transcript of the gene AP1M2, whose product is annotated as adaptor related protein complex 1 subunit mu 2. The transcript is spliced from 11 exons. Gene Ontology annotation, biological process: intracellular protein transport; vesicle-mediated transport. Gene Ontology annotation, cellular component: clathrin-coated vesicle; clathrin adaptor complex. The record is from RefSeq and is a predicted model, not a curated record. Lineage: Eukaryota; Metazoa; Chordata; Mammalia; Carnivora; Canidae. Gene Ontology annotation, molecular function: clathrin-cargo adaptor activity. The coding region runs from base 98 to 1480 and encodes 460 amino acids.
UCACCUGCGCGCGGGCGCUUCCGCAGGAAGAAGGAAGCAGCGCCGCCGUCGCCUCCCGGCGCUCGCUCCCCGCCUCCCGGGUCCGCCGGCCGCUACCAUGUCCGCCUCGGCUGUCUUCAUCCUCGACGUCAAGGGCAAGCCCCUGAUCAGCCGCAACUACAAGGGCGACGUGGCCAUGAGUGAGAUUGAGCACUUCAUGCCUCUGCUCAUGCAGCGGGAAGAGGAGGGCGCCCUGGCCCCCCUACUGAGCCAUGGCCGGGUACAUUUUCUGUGGAUCAAACAUAGCAACCUCUAUUUGGUGGCUACCACGCUGAAGAAUGCCAACGCCUCCCUCGUGUACUCCUUCCUCUACAAGACAGUGGAGGUUUUCUCUGAGUACUUCAAGGAGCUGGAGGAGGAGAGCAUCCGAGACAACUUCGUCAUCGUCUAUGAGCUGCUGGAUGAGCUCAUGGACUUCGGCUUCCCACAGACCACGGACAGCAAGAUCCUCCAAGAGUACAUCACGCAGCAGGGCAACAAGCUGGUGACUGGCAAAUCCCGGGUGCCACCCACUGUCACCAAUGCCGUGUCCUGGCGCUCCGAGGGCCUCAAGUACAAGAAGAAUGAGGUCUUCAUCGAUGUCAUAGAGUCUGUCAACCUGCUGGUGAGCCCGCACUCCUUCCGUGGCCUGGGGGGCAGGAGAGGAGGCCCGAUGAUGCUCCUUGACACCCCCCCCCCCCCCCCCCCCCCCCCCCCGCCAUAUGUGCAUUUUCAGGUCAAUGCCAAUGGCAGCGUCCUUCUGAGCGAGAUCGUGGGCACCAUCAAGCUCAAGGUGUUUCUGUCGGGAAUGCCAGAGCUGCGGCUUGGCCUCAACGACCGCGUCCUGUUUGAGCUCACUGGCCGGAGCAAGAACAAGUCCGUGGAGCUGGAGGACGUGAAAUUCCACCAGUGCGUGCGGCUCUCUCGCUUUGACAAUGACCGCACUAUCUCCUUCAUCCCGCCCGACGGCGACUUCGAGCUCAUGUCCUACCGUCUGAGCACCCAGGUCAAGCCAUUGAUCUGGAUUGAGUCCGUCAUUGAGAAAUUCUCCCACAGCCGCGUGGAGAUCAUGGUCAAGGCCAAGGGGCAGUUUAAGAAGCAGUCAGUGGCCAACGGUGUGGAGAUAUCUGUGCCCGUCCCCAGUGAUGCCGACUCCCCUCGCUUCAAGACCAGUGUAGGGAGUGCCAAGUACGUGCCGGAAAAGAAUGUCGUUAUUUGGAGUAUUAAGUCUUUCCCGGGGGGCAAGGAGUACCUGAUGCGUGCCCACUUUGGCCUCCCCAGCGUGGAGAAGGAGGAGGUAGAGGGCCGGCCCCCGAUUGGGGUCAAGUUUGAGAUCCCAUAUUUCACCGUCUCUGGGAUCCAGGUCAGAUACAUGAAGAUCAUUGAGAAAAGCGGUUACCAGGCCCUGCCAUGGGUUCGCUAUAUCACCCAAAGUGGCGAUUAUCAACUUCGUACCAGCUAGGAGAGAGAAGAGGUGGGGACUUGGACGUGGGGCCUUCCCUCUCCCUGGGCUGGGCAGUCGACUUGAGAGGGAGGAAGAUGGGGGAUGUGUGUGAGGGAAGGCCCCCGACUUAGCAGUUUCUGCUCCUGGCUUCCUCCCUGCCUUUCCCUCAAUCCACAGGCUGGGAGGAACAGGCCUGCCUCCCCUACCUCCCUCUGCCUCGGGGCUCCUCCCUCCUCCAGUUUUAUAUGAAGAAACAGAGGAGGGCCUCAAAGCCCCCCUCAUGAGUGCCUUCUUGCAGUGACCUGCCUUAGGGGUAUUGGGGCCUCUCCUUCACAGCUCCUGAGCCCAGAGGCCAUGCUGGCCCACCCGGAGUUUUAGGAUGGUAUUAAAAAGAAUGAAUCUA